GUUUGUCACAAGCGCUUCAGCAGCACCAGCAACCUGAAGACUCACCUGCGUCUGCACUCGGGGGAGAAGCCGUACCACUGCAAGCUCUGCCCGGCAAAAUUCACCCAGUUCGUCCACCUCAAGCUGCACAAGCGCCUGCACUCCCGCGAGCGCCCGCACAAAUGCUCCCACUGCCACCGCCACUACAUCCACCUGUGCAGUCUGAGGCUUCACCUGAAGGGCUACUGCCCCACGGCGUCCAAUCAGGGCGACCCGGAGGAGGUACAGCGCGCCAACGAGGAGAUCGAGCGCUUCGACGUCAGCGAGCACGCCGAGCAGCUGGAGCAGCUCCAGGGCGGCGCGGAGGUCGAGGCCAUUUUGGAGAAGCAGAUUUUGGGGAUUCUGUGGAGGGAGAGCGACCUCAAGUCCUCUCACUUCCAUCCCCACCACAAGGGCGGCGCCAACGACCUUCUUUCUGCCGGUUACGGUGCGUACGAUUCCCCGAAUGAGACGUCGGUGAUCAAGAUGCUGAACAGCAGCCCCGUCCUGCCGCACCCUGCCAACGUCACCGUCAAGCAGGAGUCGGAGGAUCACGCUUAAGUGACGUUUAACCCCAAAAGACACUGAGUUAAGACUCAAAGACUUCAUUGCCAGGAGCAACCGCUGUAAAUUCGUAAUUACCUGGUUCAGGAGUGACUUCCUGUUCGCACCAGGUCUUCAGGGACUCGCGUACUCAGGGCUCAAGAGACACUGUCCCAUGACUACUUAGCGUUUAUUAUACUUAGAGACAAUCAUCUACCCUUUAAUGUAAUUAAUAUAAUGCUAUUAUAAUUAUUGUUGUUGUAUUAUUUGGUCUCUAUUUUCAAAUGUUUUUGUUUUUUUUGUUGAUCAAUUAGUUGUUAUAUAACCUCCUUAAUUUAUUAUACUUUUUAUUUGUUGUCUUCAAACGCAAUAAGUGGAAGGGAUGGUUACACUGACGGGGUGAAAUCAAUGUAAAAUACUUGUAUUUUCUGUUUUUGUAUUUCUCUGUGGCCAUUACUCUGUAGUCACUCUCUCUAUGCCGUCCGUCAUGACGCCUCUGACCUAUAGAACCAGGGGUGUCCACUCUUCAGGGUUUUAUCGAUGUAAGAUUUAGAAACCAAUAUUGCAGGUUAAAAGAAAGGGUUGAAAAACUUGCCAAAGUGGGGCACAUGAAUUUGUUAAUUUACCAAGAAGAGCUUUAUUUCAACCCUGCUUCAUAGCUUCCCUAAAGUAUGUCUGUGUCCUUUUUCUGAUGCCUACUUAAUUUAAUUUGAAACAAAAAAGGGCAUUUGUUUUGUAUAUUUUUUACAACGGUUACCUCAGUGUGCAUGUGAUGAUAUGAGAGUAUGUGUGUUUGUGAGUGUGUUUUAAAGGGACAGCUAAAGGUGGGAGCUUUCUAUUUAUUUGCGUUUUUGCUACUUGAAGAAGAAGAAACCAAACUGAACUGGACUGCAGCUCUUGGCUUGGUCCAAA
Notothenia coriiceps (black rockcod) is the source of this 1473-nucleotide messenger RNA. RefSeq names its product PR domain zinc finger protein 1-like. The annotation marks the transcript as partial. NCBI's taxonomy places the organism in Eukaryota, Metazoa, Chordata, Actinopteri, Perciformes, Nototheniidae. The transcript has a single exon. Gene Ontology annotation, cellular component: cytoplasm; nucleus. Gene Ontology annotation, biological process: cell fate commitment; regulation of transcription by RNA polymerase II. The record is from RefSeq and is a predicted model, not a curated record. Gene Ontology annotation, molecular function: RNA polymerase II cis-regulatory region sequence-specific DNA binding; DNA-binding transcription factor activity.